Sitophilus oryzae (rice weevil) is the source of this 775-nucleotide messenger RNA. Its product is annotated as protein crumbs-like. The record is from RefSeq and is a predicted model, not a curated record. The transcript is spliced from 4 exons. NCBI's taxonomy places the organism in Eukaryota, Metazoa, Arthropoda, Insecta, Coleoptera, Curculionidae. Bases 102 to 482 code for a protein of 126 amino acids.
GCCAGCAGUGUGGUACAAAAAUAAAUGCAAUUAGACGUUUUUUCCCGGCGAUUGAACGAAGCGUUUCCACCUCAUUUCGUGCAAAUUUCCUAACAAGAAUAAUGCAUGUGCAUAAUUUACUGGCAAUUGUUCUUUUAGUUUUCGGUUUCAAACUAUGUUUAAGUUGCGAUCCGAGUCAGACGAAGAAAGGGUGCUUAAUAGAGGAUCUGAAGUGCACUUGCGGAUAUGGUUGCAUCUCCGAUUACAGAUAUGACACGAUACAAGAAUGCCAAGCGGCAUUAUUAGGUAAAAAGAAAGAUAUUUGUAAAGUCAGCAACCCCUGUUUACACGGCGGUACCUGCAUACAGAUUUCACAACAACCAGGGUACAAAUGUCGGUGUGAAGGUACCGGCUUCUUCGGCAUGAGAUGCAACAGAGCGUGUCCAGUUCCAGGGGCAGGAAGACUGGGAGACAUCUUUCCAUACGAGUGUAUUGUUAUUUAAUUGUUAAAAUUGUCUAUUUAAGGGUAUACAGGGUGGCGCCUCUCAUAUGACGCGGAGGCUCCAAGGAGAAUGGUAGUUUAUAUUGAAAUCAAAUUAUAUGAAAUAAUCUACAAACGGGUUAUUUUAGAGCAUUUUUAAAAAUAUAGUUCUACAGGGUUUUCCCCUAAAUAAUUUAAGUAUCAAAGUUGUGGUUUUUGUAAUGGAACACCCUUUAUAUCAAUUGAUUUUCGGAUUCUAGAAAAAAAAAUAAAAAUAAAGGUGAGUUUCGUUAAAGAAGCAUAUGAGAGACCUAU